AUUGUCAAUUGUCAAGUACUGUCAAGUAAUAGGUUGUAAGUUUUGUUUACUAAUUUAAAAACAUGCAAAAUAUUAGUAUUUGUGCAUUAAUAUAAAAUAAUAAUAAUUGUUUAUAAUCUAUAUAGCACAAAAGCCUAAUCAUGGCGGAUGCUGCAGCAAGACAACUUCAAUAUGAGUACAAAGCUAACUCCAAUCUUGUACUUCAAGCCGACGUACGACUAAUAGAGCGUAGAAGCAGGGAUGAGGCUACAGGCGAAGUCAUGUCCCUUGUUGGGAAGCUCAUAGGUACUAAAAUGGGUGAUAGAGCACAAAGAACUAAACCAGGGAAAGCUGAAGAACGUAAAGCCAAACGCCAAAAAAGAGAUGAAGCACAAUACGAUUUUGCAAGAAUGAAAGGUGCAACCCUUCUGUCAGAAGGUGUUGAUGAAAUGGUAGGAAUCAUAUACAGACCCAAAACGCAGGAAACAAGACAAACAUAUGAAGUUUUACUCAGUUUUUUACAAGAAGCACUGGGGGACCAACCUAGAGAUAUCUUGUGUGGGGCAGCAGAUGAGGUAUUACAAGUUCUGAAGAAUGACAGACUUAAGGAACGAGAAAAGAAAAAGGAGACAGAAACGUUAUUAGGAGGGAUAGCAGAUGAAAGGUUUGCUUUGUUAGUUAACUUAGGCAAGAAAAUAACAGAUUUUGGAAAUGAGGAAAAUAAGGGAACCGCAGGAGAGGAAAACAUUGAUGAAACAUAUGGUAUUAAUGUCCAAUUUCAAGAAGAAUCUGAAGAAGAAGAUGGGGAAGAUAUGUAUGGUGAAGUUAGAGAAGAAAUGGAUGAGGAAGAGGGAGAAGAAGCCAAAGAAGAUGGUGCCAUCCAUGCAGAAAAUUUGGGAGGAGUGGAAGAGUCAAAAAAAGAAAAAGCUCUUCAUCCGUUAGAUAUUGACGCAUACUGGCUACAACGAAAGCUGUCCAAAAUAUAUGACGAUGCCAUGGUGUCGCAGGCUAAAGCAGGCGAAGUUCUCAAUGUUCUUAGAGAUGCCAGUGAUGAUAGAGAAUGUGAAAAUCAGUUAGUACUUUUGUUGGGAUAUGAUUGCUUUGAUUUUAUCAAGCAACUAAAGAAACAUCGACAAAUGAUUCUGUAUUGUACUCUUCUGGCCAAAUCCCAAAGUGAAACCGAACGUCAGAAAAUCAAAGAUAAGAUGUCGGAUGACCAAUCCCUAAAUCGUAUAUUGAAACUCCUUGAGACAGGCCGUGGGGACGAUGACGACGACGAAGACAGCGAAUCUACUUCCCGCCAUCGCAGAGGAAAGAACGAAAUGGACGAUAUGGAUACUGGAAGCAGUCAGGUUACCGGUUCGAGACAUGUUGUCGACUUUGAAGAUUUGGUGUUUGCACAGGGAUCGCAUUUCAUGGCAAAUAAGAGAUGUCAAUUGCCAGACGGGUCAUUUAGGAAGCAGAGAAAAGGUUAUGAAGAAGUUCACGUUCCAGCCCUAAAACCGAAACCAUUUGGCGACAAUGAAAAAUUAGUAGCAGUAGACCAACUUCCCAAAUAUGUCCAACCCGUCUUUGACGGUUUCAAGACCUUGAAUCGCAUCCAGAGUCGAUUGAGUAAAACAGCUUUAGAGUCAGACGAAAACUUACUGCUUUGCGCUCCCACUGGAGCAGGUAAAACCAACGUUGCCCUUCUAUGCAUGAUGAGAGAAAUCGGUAAACAUAUAAACACUGACGGUACCAUCAAUGCUGAUGAUUUCAAAAUCAUUUACGUGGCUCCAAUGAGAUCUCUAGUACAGGAAAUGGUUGGUAAUUUCGGUAAAAGACUAGCUAGUUAUAAUAUAACGGUAUCUGAGUUGACAGGAGAUCAUCAGUUAACUAGGGAGCAAAUUCAAGCCACUCAAAUCAUAGUGUGUACUCCAGAAAAGUGGGAUAUCAUCACUAGAAAAGGAGGAGAAAAAACGUUUACUUCUUUGGUGAGAUUAAUCAUUAUUGAUGAAAUUCAUUUACUACACGACGAAAGAGGACCUGUGCUCGAGGCUCUUGUAGCCAGAACAAUUCGAAUGAUCGAAUCUACUCAAGAGGAUGUGAGAUUGGUUGGUCUGUCUGCUACUUUACCGAAUUACCAAGAUGUAGCAGCUUUCUUAAGAGUCAAGUAUGAUACAGGCCUGUUCCAUUUCGAUAACAGUUUUAGACCAGUCGCCUUAGAACAACAGUACAUCGGUGUUACCGAGAAGAAAGCUCUAAAACGGUUCCAAGUUAUGAAUGAAAUCGUUUACGAAAAAACCAUGGAACACGCAGGCAGAAACCAAGUGUUGAUUUUUGUGCAUUCGAGGAAAGAAACUGGGAAGACUGCAAGGGCUAUUCGAGAUAUGUGUUUGGAGAAGGAUACUUUGGGCCAGUUCUUGAGAGAAGGGUCUGCUUCUAUGGAGGUAUUGAGGACUGAAGCGGAGCAAGUGAAAAAUCACGAAUUGAAGGAUUUAUUGCCAUAUGGGUUCGCUAUACAUCAUGCUGGUAUGACUCGAGUCGAUAGGACAUUGGUGGAAGAUUUGUUCGCUGACAGACACAUUCAGGUACUGGUGUCAACUGCAACCCUAGCCUGGGGUGUAAACUUACCAGCCCACACUGUAAUCAUCAAAGGAACUCAAAUUUACAAUCCAGAGAAAGGUAGAUGGGUUGAACUGGGAGCCUUAGACGUUCUUCAAAUGUUAGGUAGAGCCGGUAGACCUCAGUACGACACAAAAGGCGAAGGUAUACUGAUAACCAACCACAGUGAGUUACAAUACUACCUCUCAUUACUAAACCAACAGUUGCCUAUCGAGUCUCAAAUGAUCUCCAAGUUACCUGACAUGCUCAACGCAGAGAUAGUUUUGGGUACCAUACAGAAUAUGAGGGAUGCAGUUACAUGGCUUGGUUAUACGUAUCUGUACAUCAGAAUGCUGAGACAACCAACCCUCUAUGGAAUAUCUCAUGAUCACUUGAAGCAUGACCAGUUGUUGGAACAACAUAGAGCAGAUUUGAUUCACACAGCUGCUGUGUUACUAGACAAAAGUGGGUUGGUCAAAUACGACAGAAAAACAGGACAAUUCCAAGUGACUGAAAUUGGAAGAAUCGCUUCACAUUAUUAUUGUACUUAUGACACCAUGAUGACUUACAACCAGUUAUUAAAACCAAUGUUGAGUGAGAUCGAGUUGUUUAGAGUAUUUUCUCUAUCCGAAGAGUUUAAACAUAUAACAGUGAGGGAAGAAGAAAAACUAGAGCUGCAAAAACUGAUGGAAAGAGUUCCGAUACCGAUAAAGGAAAGUAUAGAGGAACCUAGCGCUAAAGUAAACAUUUUGCUUCAAGCGUAUAUCUCUCAGUUGAAGCUGGAAGGGUUUGCAUUGAUGUCGGACAUGGUUUAUGUCACCCAAUCGGCUUCGAGGCUUAUGAGGGCCAUUUUUGAAAUAGUGUUACAUAGAGGAUGGGCGCAAUUAGCGGAUAAAUCUUUGGCUUUGUGUAAAAUGGUUGACAAGAGGAUGUGGCAGUCGAUGUCUCCCUUAAGGCAGUUUAAGAAGAUGCCGGAAGAAAUAGUUAAGAAAAUCGAGAAAAAGAACUUUCCGUGGGAGAGGUUAUAUGAUUUGGGUCCCAACGAAAUCGGUGAACUGGUACGCGUUCCUAAAUUAGGAAAAACAAUUCACAAAUAUGUACAUCAGUUCCCAAAACUAGAACUAUCCACUCACAUCCAGCCCAUAACAAGAUCGAUGUUAAAAGUCGAACUGACCAUCACCCCCGAUUUCCAAUGGGAAGAAAAACUACACGGAGUAUCUGAAGCAUUCUGGAUACUGGUAGAAGACGUCGACUCAGAAGUGAUCCUCCAUCAUGAAUACUUUCUACUAAAAGCAAAAUACGCUCAAGACGAACAUUCCGUAAAAUUCUUCGUUCCGAUUUUUGAACCGUUACCUCCUCAGUAUUUCCUCAGAAUUGUAUCGGAUCGGUGGAUAGGAGCGGAAACACAGUUACCUGUAUCGUUUCGACAUUUGAUUUUGCCCGAGAAAAACUUCCCUCCUACUGAAUUGUUGGACUUGCAACCGCUGCCCAUUACUGCUUUGAGAAACGAACAAUUUGAGUCUUUAUACGCCGAUAAGUUUCCACAGUUUAAUCCUAUACAAACACAGGUUUUUAACUCAGUAUACAAUGGAGACGACAACAUAUUCAUUGGCGCUCCGACAGGAUCGGGAAAGACCACAAUAGCAGAAUUUGCCAUUCUCAGACUCUUCGACCGAAAUCCCGAAGGUCGAUGCGUUUAUCUAGUUCCUAAGGAUGCCCUAGCUGAACUGAUUUUCGCCGACUGGCAUAAUAAGUUUGGACAGGCCUUGGCAAAGAAAGUGGUAUUGCUGACCGGAGAAACUGGUACUGAUCUAAAACUUUUGGCUAAAGGACAAGUAAUUAUAACAACAGCUGAAAAGUGGGACGUACUUUCCCGAAGAUGGAAACAAAGGAAAAAUGUACAGAACGUUAACCUGUUUAUUGUUGACGAGUUACAUCUUCUUGGAGGUGAAGACGGACCAGUGAUAGAAGUUGUAUGUUCCAGAAUGAGGUACAUCUCGUCGCAGAUUGAGAAACCGAUCCGUAUUAUCGCACUAAGUGCUUCGUUGGCUGACUACAAGGACGUCGCCCAAUGGUUGGGCUGCAACUCCAACGCCACAUUCAACUUCCAUCCGAGCGUCCGUCCCGUGAAUCUGGAACUUCACGUUCAAAGUAUUAACAUCACUCACAACGCCUCGCGAUUGAUAGCCAUGGCCAAGCCCGUAUACAAUGCCAUUUUGCGACAUAGCCCACACAAACCAGCGAUCGUCUUCGUACCUACCAGAAAGCAAGCCAGAUUGACUGCUAUCGAUCUGCUGACGUACGCAGCUGCAGAGGGACAUCCUGAUAAGUUUUUCCACGCCGAAGAAGAUGAUAUUAAGCCGUUUUUGGAUAGGAUGACAGACAAGACUCUAAAAGAAACAUUAUCCCAAGGAGUGGCAUACAUGCAUGAAGGACUAACUGCUAGUGAUCUUCGACUCGUCGAACAACUAUUUGAUUCUGGAGCAGUUCAAGUUGCCGUCGUCACGAAGGAUCUCAGCUGGGCCGUCAAUAUUUUCAGUCACUUGGUUGUCAUUAUGGAUACACAAUAUUACAACGGUAAAGUACACGCCUAUGAAGACUAUCCUGUGACGGACGUUCUGCAAAUGGUAGGAAGAGCCAACAGACCUCUUGAGGACGAUGAUGCCAAGUGCGUGCUGAUGUGUCAAAGUUCUAAAAAAGACUUUUUCAAGAAAUUUUUGAGCGAUCCGUUACCAGUAGAGAGCCACUUAGAUCACAGACUCCAUGACCACUUCAACGCCGAAAUCGUGACGAAAACCAUCGAAAACAAACAAGAUGCCGUCGAUUACUUAACGUGGACCUUCUUGUAUCGUCGUUUGACUCAAAAUCCUAACUACUACAAUCUACAAGGUGUUACACAUAGGCAUUUGUCAGAUCAUCUGUCAGAAUUGGUCGAGAAUACUUUGUCCGAUUUGGAGCAAUCGAAAUGUAUUAGCAUCGAAGAUGAAAUCGAUUGCGUACCUUUGAAUUUGGGAAUGAUCGCUGCUUAUUAUUACAUCAAUUAUACUACAAUAGAAUUGUUCAGUUUAUCAUUGAACAGCAAAACGAAGAUUCGCGGACUCUUGGAGAUCAUUUCGUCUGCAGCCGAAUAUGAAGAUGUGUCAGUUCGUCAUCGAGAAGACAAUAUACUGCGACAGCUGUCACAGAAGCUACCCAACAAAUUAACGUCGCCCUCUGGUGGUCAACCUAAGUUCAAUGAUCCCCACGUUAAAACCAAUCUACUAUUGCAGGCUCACUUAUGCCGUUUACAAUUAGGAGCAGAACUUCAAGGGGACACAGAAAUGGUCCUAUCGAAGGCCAUACGACUGAUCCAAGCGUGCGUAGACGUUCUGAGUUCCAAUGGUUGGCUUUCACCUGCUGUAGCUGCUAUGGAAUUGGCACAAAUGGUAACGCAAGCGAUGUGGAGUAAGGACUCGUAUCUGAAACAGUUACCUCACUUUGUUUUAGAUGUUAUCAAGAGAUGCACAGAUAAGGGAGUUGAAACAGUAUUCGACAUUAUGGAACUGGAAGACGAAGAUCGAUCGAAGUUGCUCCAGAUGACAGAAACACAAACGGCUGACGUAGCUAAAUUCUGUAACCGAUAUCCCAACAUAGAACUCACCUACGAAGUCAUAGACAAAGACCAAAUCCAUUCAGGAUCGUCGGUCCAUGUAGCUGUUCAAUUGGAAAGAGAAGAUGAAGUGAGCGGACCAGUUAUUGCUCCAUUUUUCCCACAGAAACGCGAGGAGGGCUGGUGGGUAGUCAUCGGUGAACCCAAAUCCAACUCACUUCUAUCCAUUAAGAGGUUAACUCUUCAGCAGAAAGCAAGAGUUAAAUUGGACUUCGUAGCACCUAGUCCUGGACAUCACAACUACACGCUAUAUUUCAUGAGUGAUGCUUACCUAGGAUGCGAUCAGGAAUACAAAUUUUCUAUUGAAGUUGGCGAUUUUGAGUCCAGUGAGAGCGAAUCAGAGUGAAGAGUUUAGUGUAAUAUUAAGUUUUGUACAGUUUUCAUGAAAAUACAAAAAAAUAAAUAUAGUUUUAAGGUAGA
Messenger RNA from Diabrotica virgifera virgifera (western corn rootworm), 6631 nucleotides. It is a transcript of the gene l(3)72Ab, whose product is annotated as putative U5 small nuclear ribonucleoprotein 200 kDa helicase. Gene Ontology annotation, molecular function: ATP binding; ATP hydrolysis activity; nucleic acid binding. NCBI's taxonomy places the organism in Eukaryota, Metazoa, Arthropoda, Insecta, Coleoptera, Chrysomelidae. The record is from RefSeq and is a predicted model, not a curated record. The coding region runs from base 141 to 6557 and encodes 2138 amino acids. Gene Ontology annotation, cellular component: nucleus. The transcript has 18 exons.